AGUACCAUUGAAGAUUUAAGAGAGAAGCUACGCAGACAGAAGACGUCAGUAGAUUCUGAUACACAAAACAAGGUGUCCAAGAUAGAAGAGGAAAUCUCUCGGGAAUGGCAAGCCAAGUCAGAAAGAAUGUUGUCAGCCGCGGCCGAGAAGUACAACAGACAGCUUGCCGACUUGAAAGAUGAAAAGGAGGAUUUGAUGAAUAAGGUCGAGGAACUGGAGAAAAAGCUGACGACAGUGAGAUCUUCAGGUUCCUCUACAGAACAGCAGGUGGCACAGCUGCAGGACGAGUUGGCCGAGAUGCAGUUGUGGAAAGAAAAGUACGACAAUCUCCGAACUCAGGCUGCUGCCAUGAAAGAAAGAUAUGAAAAGAGAAUUGGAGAGCUAGAAGGGGAGAAGGAUGAAGAGGAAGAAAAGAGAAAUGAACUUUCAGAGAGAGCCAAAGAACAACGCCAGGAGCUGCAGCAGAGAGUACAGCAGCUACAGCAAGAAGUUCAGCAGUUGAAGGUGCAACUGUCAACUUCCAGAGCCAGCGUCAAACAGACGGCUUCUGCUUCUACUUCUGCUGCUCCACCAGCAGGCUCAAGUGCAGAUGUUGCUACUGAGGUGAAAAAAAUCAUGAACUCAGUGUUCCAAACUCUGAGAAGUGAGUUUGACGCAGAUGAAAGCUAUCUUGGUUCUGAAGUUCUGGCAACUAUACUCAAUGUUAUCAAGAUUCAGGCUAAACAUGAAGGCACAUUGGGUGCACCAGUAUCCACUCAUUUAUCAGGAAAUGAUUCUACAACUCAUGAUGAUGUGCCUUCUUUGGAUGAUGACGAUGAUGUCAAAGAUGUUGAUAUUCCCAGGGAGAAUCCAGAGGAAACAUCUAAAAUUGUAGACAGUGUUGCAGGAGAUGACGACGAAGACUUUUUCAGCGAUGAUAGCAAAACUGGUGAAAAAAGUGAAUCCGGAUUAGUAACAGAUAAUACCAGCCAGGUUGCAAACGAGCUGGAAAGCGAUGAUGUUGUCAAAGACGUGGAGCCGAGCCCAGAAACAGCGUUGGGGUCACAACAUGGUUCAGACCCAGUAGAAACAUCCCUGCCUUCAGCUUCUUUUAACGAUUCGUCUGUGAUGACGGAGAAAGUGUUACCUGGCGGAGAAGUGACAGCUGCAGUUCCAGAGAGUUCUGGAAAGAAGGAAAUAACUGAGCAGGCAAAGCAAGAUUUACUUGCAGCAAGUUUAAACGUACCUCCAAAACCAGUUACUGACUCAAGGGAGCCACCGCCGCUAUUUGAUGAUGACGACGAUGAUGACGACAGUUCACUGUUCGGUACUGGCAACACAUUGCCAGGUACACGAGGGUCUGCCUUCAAGCCAGUCAUCGCCGCUGGAGAUGUGAAGUCAGCAGCAGCUACAGCAGCACAACCAGCUUCCAAAGACAAGACGGUUGCAGGGAAAAAGCGGGAACCUGCCAACGAUGAUGACUUGAAGCCCCAGCCGCCGCCGCCUCUUUUUGGUGACGACAGUGACGAUGACGACCUAGACUGGCUUAGCUAG
Molecule: messenger RNA, 1533 nt
Organism: Candidula unifasciata
Lineage: Eukaryota; Metazoa; Mollusca; Gastropoda; Stylommatophora; Geomitridae
Source: the annotation of a GenBank genome assembly